UAAAUUCAAUUGAACCUACAUAAAGGUCUCCUUUUAUAAAGGAAACAGAGAAGCGAGGGAACUUUGCCGCCAUUUUUCCCUUUCUUCGAGAUUCUCUCUAAAACCCUAAAUACCCAAAUCUCUUUCUUCCUCACUCCGCUUGUUUGAUGUUAACGAUUCGAUCAUCGAAUUACUUCCGAUGCAUAUCUUCUCUCUACACUAAAACCCUAAACCCCAAAUUCUCCUCCGCCUCACUCUCCUUUACCCGCCGAGCUCCCCACUCACCCUUCACCUCGCGCCGCCACAGAGCCAUGUCUUCUUCACGCCCCUCCGCAUUCGACGCCCUCAUGUCGAACGCUCGCGCAUCCGCCGCCAAGAAGAAGACCCCCCAAGCCUCCAACCCGCCUCGCUCGCCGAACAAGAGGAAAAUCGAAAAAACCCAAGACGCCGAUUUGGUCAAGACUGAAACUUCUGAUUCCGCGAAACCCGGAUCGGAUUCACCUUCAAUUGCGGAGGAUUCGAAGAAGGGUGCGAAAAAGUCUAGGUCUUUGACCCAGGCGGACAAGAUCGAGGAAAUGAAGAGCAAAAUCGCGUUGCUGAAGAAGAAGCCUGGGGAUUUCGAUCCGGAGAGAGUGUCGUGUUGGGAGAAAGGGGAGAGAGUUCCGUUUCUGUUUAUCGCGUUGGCGUUUGAUCUGAUCUCAGCUGAAAGUGGGCGGAUUGUGAUUACUGACAUUCUCUGUAACAUGUUGAGAACUGUUAUUGCUACUACUCCUGAUGAUUUGGUUGCUACUGUUUACCUUGCGGCGAACGAGAUUGCUCCUGCGCACGAAGGUGUUGAGUUGGGGAUUGGUGAAGGUUCAAUUAUCAAGGCAAUCUCUGAAGCUUUUGGUAGAACUGAGUCUGAGGUUAAGAAGCUUAACACGGAGCUUGGAGACUUGGGGCUUGUAGCAAAAGGAAGCCGUUCGUCUCAAACUAUGAUGUUCAAGCCAGAGUCAUUGACCGUUGUCAAGGUUUUCAACACAUUUCGACAAAUUGCUAAGGAAAGUGGAAAAGAUAGUACAGAAAAGAAGAAGGAUCGGAUGAAGGCUCUCCUUGUGGCAGCAACGGACUGUGAACCUCUUUACUUAACUCGUUUACUUCAGGCAAAAUUGCGGUUAGGGUUCUCAAACCAGACGGUCUUAGCUGCCUUGGGACAAGCAGCUGUAUAUAAUGAAGAGCACUCUAAGCCACCCCCUAAUACCAAGUCUCCUUUAGAAGAGGCUGCGAAGAUUGUGAAACAAGUAUUCACUGUGCUUCCUGUCUAUGACAUUAUUGUCCCCGCUCUUUUAUCUGGUGGUGUGUGGAAUCUUCCUAAAACUUGUAACUUUACACUCGGUGUUCCAAUCGGACCAAUGCUUGCAAAACCAACAAAAGGUGUAGGUGAGAUACUGAAUAAAUUCCAAGACACCGUCUUCACAUGCGAGUACAAGUAUGAUGGAGAACGUGCACAGGUACAUUGUAUGGAGGAUGGUACAUUCGAGAUAUAUAGUCGAAAUGCCGAAAGAAACACUGGGAAGUACCCUGAUGUUGCUCUUGCGUUGUCAAGAUUAAAGAAGCCUUCUGUGAAAUCUUUUAUUAUGGAUUGCGAGGUUGUUGCUUUCGACAGGGAGAAAAAGAAAAUUCUUCCAUUUCAGAUAUUGAGCACUCGAGCCCGUAAAAAUGUGAAUGUUAACGAUAUCAAAGUUGGCGUAUGCAUCUUUGCCUUUGACAUGUUAUAUCUUAAUGGCCAGCAACUUAUCCAGGAGAAUCUUAAUAUUCGCCGAGAGAAGCUAUACGAAUCAUUUGAGGAAGAUCCUGGAUAUUUCCAGUUUGCAACAACUCUAACAUCCAACGAUAUUGAUGAAAUACAAAAGUUUCUUGAUGCGUCCGUUGAUAUUGGCUGUGAAGGGUUGAUCAUUAAAACAUUGAAUUCAGAUGCUACCUAUGAGCCUGCAAAGCGAUCAAAUAAUUGGCUAAAACUGAAGAAAGACUACAUGGACAGUAUUGGGGACUCUGUGGAUCUUGUACCAAUUGCUGCUUUCCAUGGACGUGGCAAACGCACAGGCGUCUUUGGUGCAUUUUUGCUAGCUUGCUACGAUGCUAAUAAGGAAGAGUUCCAGAGCAUCUGUAAAAUAGGCACUGGGUUUUCUGAAGCCGUUCUUGAAGAGCGGUCUACAAGUCUUCGCUCUAGAGUGAUUGCUACUCCAAAACAAUACUACCGAGUUGGAGAUAGCCUCAAUCCAGAUGUUUGGUUCGAGCCCACUGAGGUCUGGGAAGUAAAGGCAGCUGACUUGACAAUUAGCCCUGUACAUCGUGCAGCUACCGGCAUUGUUGACCCUGAUAAGGGGAUUUCUCUACGCUUUCCUCGUUUACUCCGUGUACGAGAAGACAAGAAGCCAGAGGAUGCAACAUCAUCAGAACAGAUUGCUGAUAUGUACCAAGCUCAGAAACACAACCAUCCAAGCAAUGAUGCCAAAGGUGAAGACGAUUGAACAACUGUAAUCUGGUCUUCAAGCAUAUUUCCCUUGAACGCACAUCGUGUGUUUGAGUUCACAACCUUCAACUGCUUAUGAAAAGACAUUUGUAGGAAAAAAAUUAAUGUGAGCUUCUGAUUCAUGGAUACGAUAUAAGCACAUUAUGAGAUGCUAGGGAUAGAAAUCAAGUGUGCAAAUAACUUUUGUACAUUCAUCAACAACGCAUCGUUCCACCACCACACUCCUGAAGUGACUCUGGGAUGAGGUAAAUCUUGCUCCGUUUGACAUCACUGAGAUGUCCAUGAUGCGCCAAGCUCUGGAAUAUGUUUACGUUAGAAACAUUAUACUUAUAGCAAGCAAAAUCUUGAAACUUCCUUAUAUGUAUAAAUCCAACUUAUCUCAGCGAAGGACUAAAACAGGUAAAAGAUACAUUUAACCCAAAAAAUAAAACAAACAAUUUUCUCAUAUAGUUUUUAUCAUAAAAAUAGUACUAAAAAAAUAAAGUGAUCAAAAUAAUUUUUUUUUUAUUUUGAAAUUUUUAAUAUUUAUUGUUUUUUAUUUUUAAGAAUUUGAAUUCAUUUUCAAAAUUCAACCCAUUCAUUCUAAACAAAUCUUAGAUUAGUUAAUAUUUACCGUUCAAUAAAAUUUAUUUUGUUCAGUUUUUUAUUUAAAAGUCUAUUUUUUUUGAAAAUAAACUAAAAAGAUUUAUUUAAAAGAAUUUUGAUUAAAGAAGCCCAACAAUAUUUUUCGUCGAACAAGCCCAAUAAAACUUUGAUUGGUCAAACAAGCCCAAUAAACUCUAAUACCUCUAAGCGCACCAUACGUGGUUUUCUUCUUUUCCACUUUCUCUCUCUCGAGUGAAAGUGAAACUGAAACGCCUUUACAAAAAUUCUGCCUGCAUCUCUGGUCUGGUCUGGUGAAGAGCAUCGAUAACUAACUAGCCGUAGUUUGUGUUUCGUCGGGAGGAAAAGCAAAUGGAUCCCGCCAGGGUGAAUUCUCCAAGCACUUGUACAGUAACCCUUGAGGUUUUGGGGCACAAAUUAAAUUUUGCUCAGGAUCCAAACUCCAAGCAUCUAGGAACAACCGUGUGGGAUGCAUCCAUGGUGUUUGCCAAAUAUCUGG
Molecule: messenger RNA, 3593 nt
Organism: Brassica napus (rape)
Lineage: Eukaryota; Viridiplantae; Streptophyta; Magnoliopsida; Brassicales; Brassicaceae
Product: DNA ligase 1
Exons: 19
Coding region: 147-2489 (780 amino acids)
Biological process (GO): DNA recombination; DNA biosynthetic process; lagging strand elongation
Cellular component (GO): mitochondrion; nucleus
Molecular function (GO): DNA ligase (ATP) activity; ATP binding; DNA binding
Source: RefSeq, a predicted model, not a curated record